Myotis daubentonii (Daubenton's bat) is the source of this 216-nucleotide messenger RNA. RefSeq names its product small integral membrane protein 42 (gene SMIM42). The record is from RefSeq and is a predicted model, not a curated record. Lineage: Eukaryota; Metazoa; Chordata; Mammalia; Chiroptera; Vespertilionidae.
AUGUCUUUCCCACAAUUUCCAGCCAUCUUGUGGGGCAAGAGUACACUCGCCACGUCCACAUCUGACCCUGUUUACAUAGUGAAAGUUCUCUUCUUCAUUGCACUUCUGAUGACCCUGGUCACGCUACUCAUCCUGGCCUAUCGAGUAUUCAGAAGCAAAAGCUAUAACAAGAACCUAGAGCCAGACGCAAGGAAGGAGCCAACGCUGCCGGCAUGA